This is a messenger RNA of Neomonachus schauinslandi (Hawaiian monk seal), 705 nucleotides long. RefSeq names its product centromere protein X (gene CENPX). Gene Ontology annotation, cellular component: Fanconi anaemia nuclear complex; FANCM-MHF complex. Gene Ontology annotation, biological process: kinetochore assembly; replication fork processing; DNA repair. The record is from RefSeq and is a predicted model, not a curated record. The transcript is spliced from 5 exons. Bases 61 to 300 code for a protein of 79 amino acids. Lineage: Eukaryota; Metazoa; Chordata; Mammalia; Carnivora; Phocidae.
CAGGGCGGACUAGCUGGGGGGCUCCCGGGGCUCUGGAGGGCGCGCGUCCGGGCGGCUGUCAUGGAAGGAACUGGCGGCGGCUUCCGGAAAGACCUGGUGAGCAAGCUGCUGCAGCUGCACUUCACAGACAGCAAGACCAAAGUCGGCGGGGACGCACUGCGGCUCAUGGCGGAGCUGCUGACCAUCUUCGUCGUGGAAGCGGCUAUCCGCAGUGUCCGGCAGGCCCAGGCAGAGGACCUGGCUCUCGUGGACAUGGACCAGCUGGAGAAGGUGCUGCCUCAGCUGCUCCUGGACUUCUAGGGGCCUCCACCCCCACUGUGGCCCGCUGUCCAAGCCAAGGCCGAGCCCCGUGCCCACACUUCUGCGGUCUCUGGCUUCAGGCAGGGAAGGAGCCGCUGAUGCCUGAGACCGAUACUCUCCUCCAGCCCCCAAGACUGAGCUAGGUCCUGGCAAAUGCCCCACUCCUCGUGGUGUCCUCUCUGUCCUGCUGCUGACCGCCUGGACACAGCAGAUGGGGGGCUCGCUGAGGGGACCUGGGGGGGCAGGUGGCCUGUACCUUCUACAGACAAGCGAAGCUGCCCACAGGCUGACACCCCAACAUCAAAGCUUCUGUGCAACCUUUCAACCAUCUGAUACCCCUCAGAAGAUGCUUCCCUGAGCUAUAAAUUUGUUCUCACAAGGCAACGUCAAUAAACCAAAGCUGCC